Messenger RNA from Colletotrichum truncatum, 4059 nucleotides. RefSeq lists its product as uncharacterized. The record is from RefSeq and is a predicted model, not a curated record. Gene Ontology annotation, cellular component: cytoplasm; nucleus. Gene Ontology annotation, molecular function: catalytic activity; protein binding. Gene Ontology annotation, biological process: nucleoside metabolic process. NCBI's taxonomy places the organism in Eukaryota, Fungi, Ascomycota, Sordariomycetes, Glomerellales, Glomerellaceae.
AUGUCGGACCCUCAAAUCUACACGGUCGGCUGGGUAUGCGCUAUAGCUACCGAGUUCACUGCCGCGCAGGCUCUGCUAGAUGAAGAAUAUGACGACCCUCCUCCAGCCGCCGAGCGAGAUAACAACAGUUAUGCCCUUGGUAGAAUGGGGAAACAUCAUGUAGUGAUUACAGUCUUGCCAAACGGGGAGUAUGGCAAAGGCGCCGCCGCAGCAGCAGCCCGGGACAUGCUACGUAGCUUCCCGAAUAUCCGCAUUGGAUUGAUGGUCGGCAUCGGAGGCGGUGCGCCCAGCCCGAAACAUGAUGUGCGACUGGGCGACAUUGUGGUCAGUAGUCGUGACGGAGGGAAGGGCGGUGUUUUCGGCUACGACUUUGGCAAAACCAUUCAAAAUCAGAAGCAGGGAAUUUCAUUUCAACAUACUGAUUUCCUAGAUCAGCCACCGACAGUAUUACGGACGGCUGUCAGUUCGCUUAGGAGUCGUUAUGAAAGAAGAGGACACCGACUUGGUGCCGAUGUUAAAGAGGCGUUGGAAAGAUGGCCUCGUCUACAGAAAGGAUAUUCGCACCCUCCUCUCGAUAGCGAUAAACUCUAUCGCUCUGAUAUCAUUCAUCCAAACUCACCAGACGAUUGUAGUCGUGUGUGUAGCAACGACUUGAGCGUGCUAGUAGGUCGAGUCCCCCGGGGCGAACACGACGAUGACCCCGCCGUACACUAUGGACUCAUUGCCAGUGGAGACCAAGUCAUGAAGAAUGCAACUCUCCGUGAUAAAUUGGCAACUGAAAAUGGCGUCCUUUGCUUCGAGAUGGAGGCUGCUGGCCUAAUGAACCAUUUCCCAUGUAUGGUGAUUCGAGGAAUAUGCGACUAUUCUGAUUCACAUAAGAACAAGGCGUGGCAGGGCUUUGCUGCGAUGACGGCGGCGGCAUAUGCGAAAGACCUUUUGCGGCAAAUUCAGCCUAACAAGGUCGAUGAAGAAAGACGACUCAGUGAAAUUGUUAAUAGCGUCCAACAAGGCCUCGGAGCCAUCCAGCGGACAGCUGAUGAAACUAAAUGUGCAGUCCUAUCCUUGCGCGACAACAACUACCUUACUGAGCUUGAGCGCUGGCUUCGCCCGCCCGACACAUCAACCAAUUUCAAUUCAGCCAGAAAGAAAUGGCACCAAGGGUCUGGGUCUUGGUUCCUUGACAGUCUUGCCUAUCAAGACUGGAAGCAUGGAGUGCGCCGCCAUCUGUGGCUUUAUGGCUUGGCCGGAUGUGGCAAGACUGUCCUCAGUUCAACGAUUGUAGCUAAUCUCCGGAGCACGAAAGACUACAUUACCCUUGAGUUCUACUUCGAUUUCAACGAUGUCGAGAAGCAGAAACUUGACAGCCUCUUACGGUCUCUCAUCUUUCAACUCUACUCACAAAACUACAACCCGCAAACCCUUCAUGCUUUGUUUACAUCUUUUAAUGGAGGUAAGAGACAGGCUGACACCAAAUCCUUAGCAGCUUGCCUCAGUAAAAUGCUAAAUAAUUUGAAAAACACUUAUAUUAUCCUUGACGCACUAGACGAGUGUACGGAGAGGAAUGAGCUGCUUGAAUGGAUAAAGGAGUUCGUUCUGACUCAUAACCUAAGGUGUGUUUACUUGAUUGCUACUAGCCGAACAGAAGAUGUGUUUCUUAGGCGUCUUCCUAUCGUUAUUGGCAAGGAAUGUUGUCUCUCGCUCGACAAAACAGCUAUAGACUUGGACAUACGUUCCUACGUCAUGGCAAAGCUUGAGCAUAGUCACGAUUUCGUGGAUAAACACUUAUCUCCCGAGCUCCUCGACCGGAUCAUCUGCAAAGUCGGAGGCGGGGCCGAUGGAAUGUUCAGAUGGGCAUCAUGUCAAUUGGAUAGUCUUGCCGCGUGUAGAAGCCCCCAGGACAUAGAGACAACGCUCGAGUCUCUACCAACCGAUCUCAAUGAAACGUAUCAGCGUAUGAUCUACCGCAUACCCUCGAAAGUCAGGAAGAAAGCCAUACGUCUGCUGCAGUUCAUGGUUCAUGUUCGACAACCCCUGACAUUGCUAGAGGCAAAAGAUGUGAUAGCCACACAGUUUGACGAAGAUCCGCGGGGUUUCAACAUAAAAGGGCGGCCGUUCGAGGGAAUCGACGUUCUGUACUACUGCCCUGGCUUGGUUUCGAUUGCAACAGGCCUGCGACAACAAAGUAUUGUCAAAGAAAAGCCCGAAAUGGAGUUUCUUGUUCUUGCUCAUUUCUCAGUAAAGGAGUAUCUACUGUCGGGAGAUGAUUUCAACCUCACAAGGGCGAGCGUUAUUAUAGCCCGCACCUGUUUGACCUAUUUAACAGACAUCUGUGGUGACUUUCUACAUCUGAAACAACACUUCCCACUGGCGAUACGGGCUGCAGAAAUCUGGAUGUUUUAUGCAGGUUUGGCUGAACACUCUGGCGAGACCACUCAACAGGCAGUCGAUUUUCUUGAAGAUGGGAGACGCUUGAAACAAUGGAGUGACAUCUAUCAACCCGAUGACGAUUUUUGGCACCCAGACAGGGGGCCCUCUGAAUCUUCUAAAGCAUCUGGCCUCUACUAUGCUUGUGUAGCUGGAUUAAAAGAAGUGACAAGAAGUCUCGUAGCCCGUGGAGCUGCAAUUCACACACAAAAAAAUGGCUACUAUGGCAGUCCUAUACAAGCCGCCGUGGUUGGAGGCUGCAAAGAGAUUGUAGAACUUCUGCUAGACAAGGGAGCUAGGGCUGAUAUGCGAGGUAGUGAUGGCAAGAGCUCGCUCCACGUUGCCUCCUGUGGAGGUCAUCAAAGAAUCGUUCAAAUUCUGCUAGACAAGGGGGCGGAGAUCAAUAGAAUUUGCCUUACGAGUGGUACAGCCCUCCGAGCUGCCUCGGAACAAGGCCAUCAGGGGGUCGUGCAAAUUUUAUUGAAUCAGGGAGCUGAGGUUAACAAUGAGGGCGGUAUUCAUGAUUCUCCUCUCAUAGUUGCAUCUACUAAAGGUCAUCGGGAGAUUGUACAACUCUUAUUAGAAAAGGGGGCAGAUAUCAACGCGCGAGGCCUUUCAUAUUCUUGUGCUACACAUGCCGCUGCAUUUUGGGGCCAUGCAGAGAUCAUACGGCUCUAUAUAUCCCAGGGGGCCAUUAUUAACGUCAGAGGGGGCAUGUACGGUGAUACUCCUCUUAUGGCUGCCUCCGCUAGAGGCAGCCUAGAGGUUGUAAAACUGCUUCUAGACCAAAAGGCUAAUGUCAACAUUCGAGGGAUUAAAGGUAACACCCCUCUAACAAAUGCCUUAGAUGGAGGCAACUGGGAGAUUGCUAAGCUCCUGCUACAAAAAGGAGCAGCUGUCAACGUUAGAGGGGGUAUGUAUGGCGAUACUCCUCUUAUGGCUGCCUCCGCUGGCGGUAAUCUAGAGGUUGUAAAACUUCUCCUAGGCUACAAGGCUGAUGUCAACAUUGGAGGGAUUAACGGCAACACUCCUCUUACAAGUGCCUUGGAUAAAGGCAACUGGGAGAUUGCUAAGCUCCUGCUACAAAAAGGAGCAGCUGUCAACGUUAGAGGGGGUAUGUAUGGCGAUACUCCUCUUAUAGCCGCCUCCGCUGGCGGUAAUCUAGAGGUUGUAAAACUUCUCCUAGGCUAUAAGCCUAAUAUUAACAUAGGAGGUGUUGACGGUAAUACCCCUCUUACAAUUGCCCUAGAUAGAGGCAACGGGGAUCUCAUAAACCUCCUGCUAGAAAAUGGGGCUGAUGUAAACAUGCGAGGGGGGCUAUAUCACCGUACGCCUCUUGAAACUGCUUCAUUGAAAGGCUAUCAGAAUGUUGUAAGGCUCCUACUUGAAAAGGGGGCUGAUUUAAAUGGGCAAGGUUGGAGAAAUGGUUCUGCCCUUAUAGCUGCCUCAGCCGGAGGUAAACUUCAAACCGUGCAGCUGCUGCUAGAAGAAAGGGCCAAGGUCCGAAUGAGUGUUACCGAGCACUUUUAUGCUGUUCUAAAUGCUGAAAAUGGAGGAUAUCAAGAGAUUAUAGAUCUGCUUGUGGAUAAUAAGGCUUCUUUGACUGGAGGUUGUCAUAAGGUCGCAAACAGUUAA